Amphimedon queenslandica is the source of this 799-nucleotide messenger RNA. RefSeq names its product transcription factor Adf-1-like. Gene Ontology annotation, biological process: regulation of transcription by RNA polymerase II. Lineage: Eukaryota; Metazoa; Porifera; Demospongiae; Haplosclerida; Niphatidae. Bases 56 to 799 code for a protein of 247 amino acids. The record is from RefSeq and is a predicted model, not a curated record. The transcript has 4 exons. Gene Ontology annotation, cellular component: transcription regulator complex; nucleus.
AUGUAACGUCUGACCAAUCAAUUUGCCUGAAGCACGUGGUGACGUGGAAAAGAAAAUGGAGAAUGAAAAGCUGGUGGAACUUGUUCGCAGUUUCUCUUGCUUGUGGAACGUGCAGAGCAAAGGAUAUAGAGACAUAAUCGCCAAAGAAAACGCCUGGAAAGAGAUAUCAAGUCAAAUGGAAGGUAUGACAGCUGAUGAUUGCAUUAGGAGGUGGAGGAGCUUAAGAGACAAAUUUGUAAGAGAAAACAAAAAGGUUAAAAAAAGGAAGUCUGGAGAAGAAGGACCAUGCUAUGUCUCUAACUGGCCAUUGUACAAUAUCAUGUUAUUUAUAGGAGAUACUGUUAAACACAGAGACACUGUUUCCAACUUGCCAACUCUGGCAGUGUCAAGUCGUUCAACUACGCCCAUUAAUAAUUUGGAGUUACCUGAUCAAGUAGAUGAUGAUUACAAUUUUACGGAUACUGAUGAUAAUGAAUCAGGUGUGAGGGCAGUUAGUAGUGACAAGACAACACCCAUUAAAUUACCCACUAAAAGGAAAAAUAGUGGUCAGAAAAGAGAUGAAGUGGAGGAACUAAUGAUAACUGAAUUGAAAGAGAUUCAGAAGAGAAGGACAGCAAAAGAGCUAACUGAUGACGAAGGAUAUUUUGGUCAACAUGUUGCUGCUACACUACGUAAAUUUAAUGACCGACAGAAAGCAAUUGCCAAACUUCAGAUACAACAGUUGCUUGUCAAUAUAGAGUUCCCAUCUGAUCCUUACCCAAAGUUUCACCAUUAUGAACCUUCAGCUUAUGAGAUAUAA